AUUCCAUUUCUCACUAGCGCUCACACUAGUCGCAAAAUUCCAAAACCCACAAACCGCCAUCUCGCAGAUCGUCUCUCUCUCUCUCUCUCAUUGAGCCAGUUUGUAAUAAUUUCUGUAAAAUCCCCAAAACCCAGGCCCAAAACCCCCAUAUUUACUGUUUUCAUUCACCCUCUCUGUGAUUUCACCUGGCCACUGAUUUAUUAAUGUUGGGUUUGGGGUUUAUUUUUGGAAUGAAAUUAAAAGAACAGGGGGAACACCAAGUUUGAAAUCUUCGACUCCGUGCCUGCGUAGUAAGUGGAAGAGAAAGAAGUGGGGGGUGGCGCGUGCGAGUUGCUGUUAUGGCGAAGCGCGUUUAUGAAGUGUGGAAAGGAAGUAAUAAGUUCAUCCUUGGUGGGAGGUUGAUAUUUGGACCUGAUGCUCGGUCACUGAUUGUCACAUUAUUGCUGAUCAUUGUUCCAGUUGUAAUCUUUUGUGUAUUUGUUGCGAGGCACCUUCGCCAUGAAUUUUCACCGUACAAUGCUGGAUAUGCGAUUUUGGUGGUGGCAAUCGUCUUCACUAUCUAUGUGUUGAUUCUUCUUUUUCUCACAUCAGCUCGAGAUCCUGGUGUUAUCCCCCGUAAUUCACAUCCACCAGAGGAAGAGUUCCGCUAUGAUUCUUCAACGUCAGUUGAGAUUGGGGGAAGACAAACACCUAGUGUUCAGUUCCCUCGGACAAAGGAAGUUAUGGUUAAUGGCAUUCCUGUUCGAGUGAAGUAUUGUGAUACGUGCAUGCUUUAUCGUCCUCCCCGAUGCUCCCAUUGUUCUAUUUGUAACAACUGUGUGGAACGAUUUGAUCAUCAUUGCCCUUGGGUGGGACAAUGCAUUGGUUUGCGCAACUACCGUUACUUCUUCAUGUUUGUUUCUUCAGCAACUCUUCUUUGCAUCUAUGUGUUUGCCAUGUCAGCUGUGUACAUCAAAAUUUUAAUGGAUGAUUACCAAAGCACAGUCUGGAGGGCAAUGAAAGAAUCACCAGCAUCUGUCAUACUAAUGGCCUAUUGUUUUAUCUCCCUCUGGUUUGUUGCUGGACUCACUGGCUUCCAUUUGUACCUCAUAGGCACAAACCAGACUACCUAUGAAAAUUUCCGGUACAGAGCUGAAAACAGGAUCAAUGUGUACAACCUGGGUUGUUUUCAUAAUUUUUUUGAAGUAUUUUGCACUGAGGUUAAGCCCUCAAAGAACAACUUUCGUGCAUUUGUUCAAGAGGAGGUACCAAGGCCCCCUUUGCCCAGUACUCGGGAAGCAGAACCAGAAGAGACAGGUGGGGAUCCACGUCCGAAGGUUGAAGAUGAUCUAGAGAUUGGUGAAGAUCUAUUGAAAAUUUCUCAACGUCGUAAUAUUGAAGAAAUUGAUGAGGACAUACGCAGCAGGGGAAGCAAUGGGCCUCCCCAUAAUACCUCGGAGGUGGAUUCAGUUCAUAGUUCAGAUCAUCGAGCUCCCACAAUUCGGUCAGACACUAGACAUUCCAGUUGGGGAAGGAGAAGUGGGAGCUGGGAAAUUGCACCAGAGGUCCUUGCCAACUCUAAUGUCACUGAAAGCAGAAGCUACGCCACACCUAAGGAAUCACGCCAAUGAUGAUAGGUAGUUUGUUUAUCUGCUGAUAUUAGCAUGGCAUCUACAUGGGUGAUUGUGAAUUGUUUGGAUGCUCUCUUCCUAAUUUUGAAGUUGCUUUUGAUUGGAAACUUACAAUUAUCUGAUGGGAGCCAAAAUCUGUUCCCAGUGUAGGCAUGAGGGCUUAUGUUAUCCAGUGAUGGAGUGCAGUCAAUAGGAAUGUGUUUGUAAUUGUUUGAGAAGAUAAAGAGGAUACUGUUUUCUUUUCUUUUCUUUUCUUUUCUUUUUUUGAUCCUCUAAAUUCUUAAACAUCUAUUGCCUUGGAUUGAAUAUGUAGUGCUGGCUUUAUUCUUUUUGUAAAUAAUUACUUUCAAGACUUGAAACAGCUCGCUCCAUUUCUGU
This is a messenger RNA of Hevea brasiliensis (rubber tree), 1988 nucleotides long. Its product is annotated as protein S-acyltransferase 8. Gene Ontology annotation, biological process: peptidyl-L-cysteine S-palmitoylation; protein targeting to membrane. Gene Ontology annotation, cellular component: Golgi apparatus; endoplasmic reticulum. Bases 339 to 1610 code for a protein of 423 amino acids. The transcript has 5 exons. Gene Ontology annotation, molecular function: protein-cysteine S-palmitoyltransferase activity. The record is from RefSeq and is a predicted model, not a curated record. NCBI's taxonomy places the organism in Eukaryota, Viridiplantae, Streptophyta, Magnoliopsida, Malpighiales, Euphorbiaceae.